Molecule: messenger RNA, 2200 nt
Organism: Rhododendron vialii
Lineage: Eukaryota; Viridiplantae; Streptophyta; Magnoliopsida; Ericales; Ericaceae
Product: pentatricopeptide repeat-containing protein At2g20710, mitochondrial-like
Exons: 2
Coding region: 73-1479 (468 amino acids)
Cellular component (GO): mitochondrion
Molecular function (GO): protein binding
Source: RefSeq, a predicted model, not a curated record
CCCCAAAUAUCUCUCUCUCUCUCUCUCUGGUAUUGUACUGUACACACUGCUUCAAACUCUGCUCCUCUCAAGAUGAAUCGCUCUCUCUCUAGCUCCCUCUAUUCACGCUCUAAAUCCACUUACCAAAACUUGUUAAAACCUUUCCUCAACUCGACCUCAACACUUAACUCCUCAACGAUUGCAUGGUCCGAUCCGCUGUACAGAAGAAUAUCGCCAUUGGGAGACCGUAGGGUUUCGGUAGUGCCGGUGCUCGAUCAAUGGGUACAAGAAGGAAAUCUUGUCGACAGUAGACAGCUUCGACUCAUCAUCAAAGAGCUCAAAGUCUUCAGUCGCUUCCGACAAGCCCUUGAGAUAUCUCAAUGGAUGAGCGACAAAGGGCCCGUUUCAAUUGCUGAUGCUGCCACCCGCCUGCGUUUGAUCUUCAGGGUUCAUGGCCUAGAACAAGUAGAGAAAUAUUUCAAUAAUCUCCCCCAACAGUUAAAAGGCUUUGAGGUUUAUACUUCCCUUCUCAACUGCUAUGCUGAUGAAAAUUCCAUAGAAAAAGCUGAGUCAAUCAUGCAGAAGUUAGGGGAUAUGGGUUUUGAUAGGACACCCUUUUGUUACAAUAUGCUGUUGAAUCUCUAUUGUCGCAUUGGAAGCAGGGAAAAAGUAGAUUCAUUAAUGCACGAAAUGGAAGAGAAGGGCUGUUGUAAUGAACAUACAUUCACAAUCCUCUCGAGUGCAUAUGCUGCCGCUUCUGAUAGGGAUGGAAUUGAUGGUAUUGUGGAAAAAAUGGAAUCUGAUCCCAAAGUCAUCAUGAAACAUAGAACUUAUGCUAUUGCUGCAGAUGGGUACUUGAAGGUUGGCCAACUGGACAGGGCAUUGGAAAUGCUGAAGAAACUGGAGGGACAUAUAUCAACCGAGAAGAGAAAGAAUAUUUUAUUUCCUAUCCUCCUCACACUUUACACAAAAACUGGAAACAAAGACGAGUUGUACCGGAUAUGGAAUUUGUACAAAGAAAAUGUGAAAAUCUACAACAAAGGAUAUAUAACCAUUCUAAGCUCGCUUUUGAAGUUUAAUGACAUUGAGGGUGCUGAAAAGAUUUUCAAGGAGUGGGAAUCAAGGGGUUUAUUCUAUGAUAUGCGGAUCCCAAACUUUGUUAUUGAUGCUUAUAGCAGAAAUGGACAUAUGGGAAAGGCUGAAGACCUUCUUCACAACGGAAUAAGAAAAGGCGGCAAGCCCUUCUUUACAACGUAUUAUUGUUUAACGGGUGGGUAUAUUUUAGAUAAUCAAGUUCCUAAAGCGGCAGAAGCAUUGAAGAAAGCAAUGGUUACUAGUUCGAAGAUCAGGAAGGAUACACUGGUGACCUGUUUGGAAUAUUUAGAAGGAAAGGGAGAUGUGGAUCGAGCGGAGGAGUUCAUUAGCCUACUGAGGACUGAGGGUCUCUUCUCAGCAGCCGUUCACGAGAAAUUGCUCAACUGUAUCAAGAAUAGGACAUAAUGACAACGAUUUGCGUUCAAAUCAGGGGGAAUUUUGCGAUUGGAGUUGGAGAAAUCAGCAGUACUCAAUGCGGAAGCCAGGGGUGCAACCGAGUCCUAGAAUUCUUUACUGGUUAUGUAUAGUUCGCCAAGACUCGAUCAAUAAGGUCAUUUUCAUCAAGUUUCUUACCAGUGAUGAAGUACCUCGUUUGAUGACCACAGGUCCACAGUAGUUAUUCAUUUACAGCUUAUCUUCUUCUUUUUUUGACAAGAUUCAUUUUUAGCUGGUUGUUGGCAUUCUCAUCUCUCACUGCCAAACUCACCAGUAUUCCCCGUCUUCGUGAACUCUUCUUAUUUAGGUAUCACAGCCGUCGGAAACCCAUGUUUAAAAAAGAGAGAGUAGCAGUUAUGUUACACUCCUACAAAUUUAGUGGCUGUGAUUAGUUGGGUUUUAAGUCACGAGAGUACUGUGAGGAAUAGAUUUUCCUCCAAUAUAUUUCCCGAAGUAGCAGUGUUGUAAGAGCAUCCUCGUCUCACUCUCUAAAUCUCAUGGCAAACUGGUACUGUAUUUUUUGAACGCCGGGGAUUGAUGUGGAUGCUUUAAGAAAGACAGAGAUGCUUUAUUACACUGGAGAAUUUCUGGAAAGGGUUGGUAGCAAACUUGAUUUGACUGUCAUGGUUGUUGGCUCCCUGCGAAUCGAGACCAUGUGGCUUAAAUCAAAUCUGGGAAGGAGCUUUUUAAA